CUGCCUGAGCUGACCAUGGCUGUGAGGGACCUGGUGCUGGUGGCGGUGGCGGUGGUGACUCUCGUUGUUGCCAGCGGGGCAGAGCUGAACGAAGGGAGCGGCCUGAGGAAGCCGGUUUGUGCAGACAUGGCUGACCUGCAGGCCUGCCCCCUCGUGUACUUGCCUAUCUGUGGGACCGACGGGAAUACCUAUGCCAAUGAAUGCCAGCUCUGUGUGGAGCAAAUGAAAACCAGGCAAGACAUCCGGAUUCUGAAAGAUGGGGAAUGUCAAGAUGCCUGAGCUUUCUGAUAGCUUUCCUGAACCUAGAAGCAGGUGAUUAAUUGAUCCUGUGUGCUCUGUGCUGAUUGGACACUUAUGUUAGCUAUGGUAAAUAAUAAAAAAUAACAUGCACAAUCUUA
Empidonax traillii (willow flycatcher) is the source of this 398-nucleotide messenger RNA. It is a transcript of the gene SPINK4, whose product is annotated as serine peptidase inhibitor, Kazal type 4. Bases 16 to 279 code for a protein of 87 amino acids. Lineage: Eukaryota; Metazoa; Chordata; Aves; Passeriformes; Tyrannidae. The record is from RefSeq and is a predicted model, not a curated record. The transcript is spliced from 4 exons. Gene Ontology annotation, molecular function: serine-type endopeptidase inhibitor activity; protein binding.